Messenger RNA from Arachis stenosperma, 990 nucleotides. RefSeq lists its product as uncharacterized. Gene Ontology annotation, biological process: DNA integration. The record is from RefSeq and is a predicted model, not a curated record. Lineage: Eukaryota; Viridiplantae; Streptophyta; Magnoliopsida; Fabales; Fabaceae. Bases 1 to 990 code for a protein of 329 amino acids. The transcript has 3 exons. Gene Ontology annotation, molecular function: nucleic acid binding.
AUGGAGAAUGUGUAUAGACUACAGGAGGCUCAACACUGCUACAAGGAAGGAUCAUUUCCCCUACCUUUCAAUGAUCAAAUGCUUGAGAGAAUUGAGCCUGAAGCAGGAGUACAACCACCCACAGAUGUGACUGAGACAGUUCCGGACGAGCAGUUGUUUCUCAUUCAGCAGGCUCCAUGGUUUGCAGACAUUACAAAUUAUAAAGCCAUGAAUUUCAUUCCAAAGGAGUACAACAGGCAACAAGUAAAGAAGCUAUUAACGGAUGCAAAGUACUACAUUUGGGAGGAACCAUAUCUUUUUAAGAGGUGUUCAGAUGGUAUCAUCCGGAGAUGUGUCCCAGAUGAAGAAACACAGCAGAUUCUCUGGCACUGUCAUGGUUCAGAUUAUGAAGGCCACUUUGGUGGUGAAAGGACAGCUACAAAGGUCCUUCAGAGCAGAUUCUACUGGCUGACUCUCUUUAGGGACACAAGAGCAUUUGUAAAGUACUGUGACAGAUGUGAAAAAGCCACGAAUCUUCCUACCAACCAUGAAAUGCCACAGCAAGGGAUUCUUGAGAGAUAUGGAGUCCAUCAUAAAGUGGAAACUCCCUAUCACCCUCAGACAAGUGGACAGGUUGAAGUUUCCAACAGGGAACUUAAGAGGAUUCUAGAGAAGACCGUCAGUGUUUCAAGAAAGGACUGGUCUAAGAAGCUUGAUGAUGCUCUCUGGGCAUACCGGACAGCGUACAAGACUCCCAUUGGCAUGUCUCCUUAUCAGUUGGUCUACAGUAAAGCCUAUCACUUGCCAGUUGAGCUGGAGCAUAAAGCUUACUGGGCAAUCAGGUAUCUAAACCUUGAUUCAGAAGCUGCAGGAAUUAAGCGAAUACUCCAGUUAAAUGAGCUUGAUGAAUUCAGAUACUCAGCCUAUGAGAAUGCCAAGCUCUAUAAAGGGAGAACCAAGUUAUUACAUGACAAGAAGAUUGCCAUCAGAGUCUUUGAGCCAGGACAGUGA